UCGAGUUGAAGAACAUGGCAGCUAGAAAUGUCACACGCUUCGUGUUACCUCGAUUUGCGUCUUUCUUUCAGCGAUUUAAUGCCACAACUGUCCCACUGAUAUUGCGACGGAGAGCUCUUUAUAAAUCUGAACACUUUGGAAUGUUUUCUACGUCUCCCAAACCAUUUGCAAACGAAGCUAGCGUGACAAUAACCUUCGUAGAUCGGGAUGGGGAUAAAAUUGUAGCCAAAACUAAACCCGGUACAUCCUUUCUGGAUGUUGCAAUUGACUGUGAUGUGGAACUGGAAGGUGCUUGUGAAGGGACCCUAGCCUGCUCCACGUGCCAUCUCAUCUUUUCUAAAGAGGAUUACGAUCGGAUUCCAGACAAACCCACAGACGAAGAAUUAGACAUGUUGGACCUCGCAUACGGCCUUACUGAUACAUCUAGGUUAGGUUGUCAAGUGAUUGUGACAAAAGAUAUGGAUGGAUUGGAGGUCAAGGUCCCUGCUGGUGUGGCGGAUGCCAGAGAUCCAUCAUGACCUUAGCUGACCUGUAGGACAUUAAAAAAAAUCAUAGAAAAGACAAUACGAGUAUUUAAACCAGAUUCAACUUAACAUCACUUUGUAUAAUCUUAAUACAGACUUGUAUGUGAAAUUCACUCUCAUUGGUGAAUUUGUUCAUCAAUCCGUAGAUGACCAAAUAUAUCAUUUUUGAUGCUCAAAUUUUUAGUACACAUUUAGCACACAUUUGAAAGUGAAUGAAUCAUGCACAAUGAAUGUAUUUUAAAAUAAAAAAAAAUGGUGUCAUGGA
Saccostrea cuccullata (small rock oyster) is the source of this 789-nucleotide messenger RNA. RefSeq names its product adrenodoxin-like. Bases 15 to 518 code for a protein of 167 amino acids. Gene Ontology annotation, biological process: P450-containing electron transport chain. Lineage: Eukaryota; Metazoa; Mollusca; Bivalvia; Ostreida; Ostreidae. The transcript is spliced from 4 exons. Gene Ontology annotation, molecular function: 2 iron, 2 sulfur cluster binding. The record is from RefSeq and is a predicted model, not a curated record.